Molecule: messenger RNA, 1019 nt
Organism: Daktulosphaira vitifoliae (grape phylloxera)
Lineage: Eukaryota; Metazoa; Arthropoda; Insecta; Hemiptera; Phylloxeridae
Exons: 4
Coding region: 54-662 (202 amino acids)
Source: RefSeq, a predicted model, not a curated record
UAUUAAAAAUUAUUUUUCACGUUUACCUAACUCAUAUAUUAUCAUUAAUUAAAAUGAAUUUCUAUUUUUGUUUUAGAAUAAUACUUUUUGUUGUGUGUUUUAUUCCCAUACCUACGUUUUCAACUAAGUCGCCAAGCUCCAUAAUAAAUAAUAUAGAGCAAGAAAAUCCCAUAGCAUGUUACAUCGCACAAGAAUCAUUUUUAUUAUUAAUCAAAUUUGCUAUUAAUGAUUUGGAAAUUAGUAUUAAAACAAUGGAAAAGAAUGCAAAACAAUUUCAAAUAGAUAUUGACGCUUUGAAAGAAGAACUCAAUGCGGAGGAUAUUGAAUUAGGUGAUGUAAUAAAAUUAGAAUUUCUUAUUAACAGAGUAUUUAAAAACGUACAAAAUUCUGAAAACAAUUUAAAAAAUGACAUUUUGAAGAAAGAUGAAAAUAAUGAGGGCACUGUGACAAAAGAAUAUGCUGAAAAAGAUAUUUUGAAAAGCGAAUUGUUUAAACGAUUACCUAAAAAGAUCCUAGAUUUUGUUCUCGUAAAAUUUACAAAUGACCAAAAUCAAUUCAAUUACAGAGGUCUUAUGUUAAAUUUUCUUAAUUUGUAUCAAAAUAAAAAAUCUGACCAUUUCAUUUUUAUUCCUGAGGAUAAUGAAUGGAAAAUAAAAUUCUGAAACUAGACCUUCUCAUAGUUUAUAAGAAUUUAAUAUAACUUUAUUAAAACUAUUUGUUCCGUGAUAUAUUUAUUCAUAAAUGUUUAAAUUUAUUUUUGGUUAUUGAUGUUCAGAGAAAAAAUUUAUUAUAUUAUUUAUUGUUUAUUAUAACAUUUCUAUAACUAAGUAGCUAUAGAAUUAAAUAAUCAUUAUGAUUACUAAUUGACACAAAUGGCGAAGAACUCUAAAUAAUAAGUUUUACAAGACAAACAAAACAAAGUUCACAAUUCUAUGCUAUUUAAUAAUUUAUUAAUUUUUUGCAAGAGUCCCUUGUCGAAAUUACUACACUUAUAAUAAUAAAAAUUUCUUUGUUUAAUA